AUGCCUACAAGUCACCUGGCUAGAAGGGCGCUCCAACGGGGUCUCUUGCAUGCUCGAUCGGCCUCGACGGCCUCGACCGGUGCCCCUGCUCGACGCCCGUACGUCCGAGCAUCGGCCAAGACAGCCGCCGCCACUACCCCUGCUCCGGCUGCUGCUCCAAAUGCGACUGCCGCUUCGAGUGCUGUCCCUACACCCGUCGCAGCCGACUCGUCUUCGAGCCCUGAUGCGUUCUUUGAUUCGCACAUUGAUAUCGGGGAAAUGAUGCUCGAUGGACCUGCCGUCCCUUCUGCCGAACGCGUCGCGUCGCCCUCAAGCUCCACCUCGUCAGCUGGAUUUUCCUCUUCCUCCUCCUUCGGAUCCUCGACCCUCCCUUCCAACAAUGCCAUCCCCUCAAGCACCAGUAUUCCCAUCUCGACCUCGGCGCUCGACUCGAUGAUCCCUUCCGCCCCUGCUGCUUCUUCCUUCGGCGCCAUCGGCGAUCAAGCGAGGGACAUCGAUUGGACGACCUCGUUCCACGGGAUGUCGGCGCAACCUUUUUCGGAGAAGGCCGCCAAGGUGUUGAUGAGGCCGCUCGAGGUUCAUGAGGUCGAGAUCAAGCCUGGUCAGUUUCGACUCUCGUCGUGCUGAGACAGUAAUGAAGGAUGUCUCAUUCACCUGCCCCGGAGAUGAACUUGGGCAUCUCACUCGGAUCCGAGCUGAUUAUCAAGUCCCUCACUACAGACGGUCUUUUGUACCUCCCCGAGAUUCUCUACCGUCGAUUCCUCAACCAAGCCCUCGGACCCGGUGGAUGGGGUAUGGUACCCCGCGGCGAAUUGACCGUCAUGAACAGGAUGGUCUCGCGCGAAUGGGGCCUCGUCGCCGGUGGACGGUCAGUCUUGAGAUGCUCCGAACACUUAACAUAACGUGAUUUAGGCGAACACAAUGACUGAUGCGUGGAAGCCGGAAACUCUUCUCCAGCCUCGUCUCGGUCGCUCGUGGAGAACAAGCCUAUUUCGACCCGUCGGGUUUGGCGACCGCGACCGAGGGGUGUAAAUCUAACGCCCUCAUGCGUUGUUGCAAGGACCUCGGCAUUGCUAGCGAGCUAUGGUAAGCCGCGCAUCUCACUGGGCUAUAUCGAGUUCUGGUUGCUCGGGGACCUGCGGAGAAACCUGACACUUCCGAGGGCGCGCUUGCUCGUCUCUCUUCCAACCUUUCCUCCAGGGAUCCUUCGUUCAUUCGCAAAUACAAAUCCGAGCAUUGCGUCGAGGUGUGGACCGAGCACGUGACGACCAAGAAGAAGUGAGUUGGGCUCACGAACAAAACUGUCGUUCAUCCCUGGCGAACAGCGGUCGAAAUCGUCGCGCACCCUUCACAUCGCGUCUCGACUCGAAUGGCUGACAUCCUUGGCUCUUGCUUGCUUGCGAUCAGGCAAAAGCGUUGGCGCAAGAAGGGUACGUGAUGUCUUAUUCUUCAUAAAGGGAGGAUAAGGGAGCAUUGGGGGAGCAUUUCCCACUUUGCUUCCGAUCUUCGCCGCUCUCGUUUUGGGGAGAAACGCUGACUUCUCUCUCGAUCGGCUUUGUCGUUGCUCAGGAAACAAGUUCGAAUACCCGCUCACGGAAGCUAGGGCCUAA
Microbotryum saponariae is the source of this 1610-nucleotide messenger RNA. The record is from the annotation of a GenBank genome assembly. NCBI's taxonomy places the organism in Eukaryota, Fungi, Basidiomycota, Microbotryomycetes, Microbotryales, Microbotryaceae.